Paramecium sonneborni is the source of this 439-nucleotide messenger RNA. Lineage: Eukaryota; Ciliophora; Oligohymenophorea; Peniculida; Parameciidae. The record is from the annotation of a GenBank genome assembly.
ACUUAAAAAUGUAAAUCAAGGUCAGCCUCAUCUUCCACAUAGACAAACAAUUGCUAAUAAAUUCUCAAUAUAAUUUGAAUAGUGCAGUUUAAGAAUCUGAGGGAUAUUCUUGUGCAAUAGCAGCAGCAAAGCUAAUAAUUAAGUAAUUUGGAUCAAUAGAUAUAACAAAAACAAGUUUAAAUAGACAUAACUUUGAGAAUAUAGUAAAUUGGGAUGCUUACAAAUAAGCUUAAGACAGUUAGAAUUAUAUUAGAGUAUAUUUCUUUCUUUAAUUUUAGGAACUAGAAAUAUACAGAAAUCCAUACUUUUACCUUUGGACUCGAUACUUUACAACUUCACCAAUAUGGGAGAUAGAUAAUCAUACAUAUUAUAUAAUUGAAUUAGCAGAUGAUGAUUUGAAUUUCUUUUAGUUUAAUAAUUGAAGAGAAUUGAAUAAAAA